Telopea speciosissima is the source of this 2143-nucleotide messenger RNA. Its product is annotated as protein TIC 62, chloroplastic. Bases 36 to 1904 code for a protein of 622 amino acids. The record is from RefSeq and is a predicted model, not a curated record. Lineage: Eukaryota; Viridiplantae; Streptophyta; Magnoliopsida; Proteales; Proteaceae. The transcript has 16 exons.
UGUUUGUAUGAAUUGGUCGGGCGAAAUCACAAGCCAUGGAGCUCCUCUCACUGUUUUCUCUUCAAGUAAGGACUCCGCUCUGUUCUUCCUCACCAAAGAUUUCAAUCGGAAAACGCAGGUUCCCAUCUCGUCGGGGCCUUACAUUUCCUGGUAGUAAGAAGUACCCAGAUUGUUCGAACCUCAAAUUUCUUUAUUUCAGAGCUCAAGCUUCGGGUUUGACCAAAUCCAAUCUAGAGAAGCCGGAUGUCAUUAAACAGGAAGUCCAGAAAAAAGAUAAGGAUCUUGCAUUUGUUGCUGGUGCUACUGGUAGGGUUGGUUCACGUGCUGUAAGGGAGCUUCUAAAACUCGGAUUCCGAGUUAGAGCAUGUGUCAGGAGUGCUCAAAAAGCAGAAAGUCUUGUGCAAAGCGUUCGACAAAUGAAAAUCAAUACUGGAGAUGCAAGCGGGGAAACUCAAUCUGUAGAGAAGCUUGAAAUUGUGGAAUGUGAUCUGGAGAAUCAAGAUAUGAUCAUACCGGCAAUAGGCAAUGCAUCUGUGGUUUUGUGCUGCAUAGGUGCCAGCGAGAAAGAAGUUUUUGAUAUCACUGGACCAUAUCGAAUUGACUAUCAGGCUGCUAAAAACCUUAUUGAUGCAGCUACUGUUGCACAAAUUAACCACUUCAUUUUGCUCACAUCUUUGGGGACAAACAAAGUUGGAUUUCCUGCAGCUAUUCUAAAUUUGUUUUGGGGAGUCCUGAUUUGGAAAAGAAAGGCAGAGGAAGCAUUGAUAGCCAGUGGUCUUCCUUUCACUAUAGUUAGGCCUGGAGGAAUGGAGAGACCAACUGAUGCUUACAAGGAAACUCAUAAUAUUUUCCUCUCAACAGAAGAUACUUUAUUUGGUGGCCAAGUCUCAAACCUUCAGGUGGCAGAACUCAUGGCAUUUAUGGCAAAAAAUAGAAGCCUGUCUUACUGUAAGGUGGUGGAAGUAAUUGCAGAAACAACUGCACCACUAACACCCAUGGGGGAGCUUCUUGCUAAGAUACCAUCUCAACGUUUAGAUAGUUCCACAUCCAAGGGAUUUCACAGUGCCAGUUUACCUGGUCCUUCACCUGAACCUGAAGCUAAGAGCACUUCCAUUGAGGAAGAACUUGCCCAAGUGAAAGAAGCACGGCUGACAAAGCCACUCUCUCCAUAUAUUAUGUAUGAAGAUUUGAAACCACCAACAUCUCCGACUCCUACCCCAAGCACCACUCCUGGUAUUACCACAGGAAGGUAUGCAUGCGCUGAACAGACAGUCUCAAAGUCUUCUCCUUCAUAUGCUCAAACUAGUUUAUCAGAAUCUACAAGCUCAGCUGCUGAGAAUGCAGACUCUCUAGUUACCAUACCAGGGACAACAGGCACUCUUGAGGCAAAAUCAGCCAAUACUGAAGUGCAGGAGACACAAGCUCCCUCUCCUUAUACUGUUUACAAGGAUUUGAAGCCACCUACUUCUCCUACCCCAACACCAAGUGGUUCCAAGGAAGGAUUUGUUGCUUCUGCACCACCAGCAGGUGCUGUUUUACCAUCUACAGCGGUUAGUGAUUCAUCAAAGAGUGCACCUAUCCAAGUGGUUGGAAAGGACUUUCCCCAUGUUCCAACUCAGAAAAAAAGCCAGCUUUCUCCUUACUAUGUGUAUGAUGACUUGAAGCCACCAACUUCACCAUCCCCUAGUGUACCUACAGUAUCACUUGUCUCAACGUCUAGUGCUGAUGUGGCUCCUCCAUUAUCAACCAUAUCAGGCAACAGCUCAGCUCAAACUUCAGCACUUGAUAAUCCAGUGGACAAACAGCACUCUAUGGAGCCAAAAUCAAGGCCAUUUUCACCUUUUGCCAUGUACGAGGAUUUAAAGCCUCCAACCUCCCCUAUACCAUCCCCAAAGAAGUUUUAGGACCUUCUUCAAUCUAACAGAUCUGUCUUUGAAACAAGGCAUCAGGGAUUUACUGGGUGCACUUGCCCUUGGUUCCAGCAGGGACAAACUAUUUGAAAUGCAGAAUUAUUUUCUAUUGUAUUUUUUUUUUUGGUUUUAUUGUCUCAUCAUUGGAUCUGAAAGCCACAAAAAAUGUAAAGUAUGCCGUAUUCAAUUUUGAUCUCAACAAAUGGAAUAUAUCUGAUUGGUUGAACAGCCUA